This is a messenger RNA of Populus nigra (black poplar), 3416 nucleotides long. RefSeq names its product proline-rich receptor-like protein kinase PERK4. The transcript is spliced from 8 exons. Gene Ontology annotation, biological process: protein phosphorylation. The record is from RefSeq and is a predicted model, not a curated record. Bases 1214 to 3121 code for a protein of 635 amino acids. Gene Ontology annotation, molecular function: ATP binding; protein kinase activity. Lineage: Eukaryota; Viridiplantae; Streptophyta; Magnoliopsida; Malpighiales; Salicaceae.
AAGAAAGCUAAGAGAUUUUCCUGACGGAAGUUCAGCGAUUAUCCUGAAAUUGUUUUCUGAAGUUCCUGCGGGCUUCAAAGUUUAAAGAUUGGUUGAUUGUCUUUACAUGUACCUUUUCUAAUCAUGUAAUGCAUUUAUACCUUUUUUUUGUAACUACAAAGCAGCAGCAGCAGCAUCGGCUAGAGUUUUAUCGAACGCACCUCAAUACUAGUACUUCGUAUCUCGCAUCGAUCGACUGCUAAUUCAAUGCUUAGCUUCCUAUAGAUUUAAUAAACGAUGACAGGGUAUGAAGCAAAUUCCUAUAUAUCUUCGGGGAAAAUCAUGGCCGGAAUGAUCUCACAAGUCAUAUAGCAACUACAAUUCCAAAGGCUCCCAUGAAAAGUAGCUGCCUACAGGAUAUCGUGCUUUGCUGAUUUUGCUAGAAUGAGUUUUCACCAAAUGCGUGCCUUGUUAUUCUUUGACUUCAUUUAUUUUUUAUUUUAUAAUUAAUCAUGCUUCUGCUUGGAUCGCCUGUAGCUUAUCAAAAUGUUUUGUCUCCGAUGUUGUGCUUCUUACAAGUGUGAAGACAAGCAUCAAUCAAGAAAUGGUUUUAAAAAAAAAAAAGGUGGCAGAGACAAUAGGAGAGAGAGAGAGAGAGAAGUCCACCUUUGUAGGAGGUUUACAGGUAUCUACCAUGCAACCCCUUUUCCUUCUCUUUUCUUUGAGAUCCUACCCAUCUUCUUCAUUCAGGUAAUUUUUUUUCCAGUUUGUAAUAUCAUUCUCCAUUCACUGGAAUUGCAAAGUUUGCGACAAAAAAAAAACACAUCAUGAAAUUACAGGGGGGUCAAUAGAAGGAAAUGUUAGAAAUUAAAUGUCAUAAUUCCAUAAGAUCUGAUCAUAGGAAAUGAGAAAUAGUGAGGCCUCUAAAUUGGAGUCGUUUUGAAGACAUGAAGGUGCAUGCUUGAAGGAGAAUAUUUAUGAUCAUGCUUUGUCGGAGCAGCCUAAUAAUACUAUACUACAAAAAAUAAACAUUCUUGUUCUGUUUUGUUAUAGUUCUUAUGUUAGAAUAUAUGUUGUGAUUCAUCUCUUGAUUGCUUCUGAUCCUGUCAUUAAUAUUUUCAGGGAUCCUAAAAUCUUGAGACGAGCAGUCUGGGGGAUUCGUGGAGUUUCCGGCGUGUAACGCUAAAUAACCUUUUGGCCGGAAGUUCUUCAUGAGAUAAAGAAAAAAAGAAGAAUGUCUUCAACCCCUGAUGCUCCCUCGCCAGAUUCUGGCUCCCCCCCUCCUCCACCAGCGUCACCACCACCUGAGAAUUCAACAUCUGCACCCCCACCUCAAUCGGAUACUCCACCACCAGAUACAUCAUCUCCUCCUCCGCCAUCUCCACCACCUCCACCAGCGUCACCACCACCUGAGAAUUCAACAUCUGCACCCCCACCUCAAUUGGAUACUCCACCACCAGAUACAUCAUCUCCUCCUCCGCCACCUCCACCGCCAACUAGUGAUUCUCGUUCUCCACCAUCUCCACCCCCUCCUAAUCACAGAGGAGAUGCUUCGCCACCUCCUCCACCCCCUCCUAAACACAGAGAAGAUGCUUCGCCACCUCCUCCACCAAGUUCAGAAAACUCACAACCAGCACCUCCAGAUUCAUCAAAUAAUGGUGGAGGACUUACUUCAGAUCAGAUUAAAAUUGUAGUUGGGGUGGCAGUUGGUUUCGGUAUAUUCCUUAUUGCCUUGAUUUUCAUCUGUGCAUACUGUUCGCGCAAGAAGAAAAGAAAAAAUAGGCAUUAUUAUGGAGAAAAUCCUCAAGGAGGGAGUGAACAAUUUUCUUAUAACUACAGCGCACAGCAAUCAAACUGGCAAAAUGGUCCCCCAAAAGAACAUGUUGUGAAGCUAUCCCAAUCACCAGGUGCAAUGGGGUCUCCCUGGCUUGCACAACCUCCACCUCCACCGAUGGAGAACAGUGAUGAUAUGAGCUCCAUUAAUUCUGGCCCAUACCGCCCCCCCUUGCCGCCUCCGCCACCAAAUAUUGCUCUUGGUUUCAACAAAAGUACCUUCACAUAUGAUGAACUAGCAGCAGCUACAGGUGGAUUUGAUCAAGCCAAUUUAUUAGGUCAAGGUGGGUUCGGUUAUGUGCACAAAGGUGUGCUGCCUAAUGGGAACGAGAUUGCAGUUAAGAGCUUAAAGGCAGGUACUGGACAGGGUGAACGAGAAUUCCAGGCUGAAGUUGAUAUCAUUAGUCGUGUCCAUCAUCGCCAUCUUGUAUCACUUGUUGGUUAUUGUAUUGCUGGAGGGCAAAGAAUGUUGGUCUAUGAGUUUGUUCCCAACAAGACCUUGGAACAUCACCUUCAUGGAAAAGGUCUUCCAGUCAUGGAGUGGCCGACUAGGCUCCGUAUUGCAUUAGGUUCUGCCAAAGGGCUUGCUUACCUUCAUGAAGAUUGCCAUCCUCGGAUUAUCCACCGUGAUAUUAAAGCUGCCAAUAUUCUUAUUGACAACAACUUUGAAGCUAUGGUUGCUGAUUUCGGAUUGGCUAAGCUGUCUUCUGACAAUUAUACGCAUGUAUCUACCCGUGUCAUGGGUACUUUCGGGUAUUUGGCUCCUGAGUAUGCAGCAAGCGGCAAGCUGACUGAGAAAUCUGAUGUUUUCUCGUAUGGAGUCAUGCUCUUGGAACUCAUAACCGGGAAGAAACCUGUUGAUCCUUCAAGUGCAAUGGAAGAUAGCUUGGUGGACUGGGCUCGACCACUUACGAUUUCUACUUUGGAGACUGGCAACUUCAUUGAGUUGGUCGAUCCAAUGUUGGAGAGCAAGUACAACCAUCAAGAGAUGCAAAGAAUGAUAGCUUGUGCUGCGGCCAGCAUUCGCCAUUCUGCUAGAAAGCGCCCAAAAAUGAGCCAGAUAGUACGUGCAUUAGAAGGAGAUGUAUUACUGGAUGUCUUAAAUGAGGGUACGAGGACUGGCCAGAGCCCGAUGUUUUCCAGCUCGAACGGAAGCUCAGACUACGAUACAAAUUCGUAUCAUGCAGAUAUGAAAAGGUUCAGGCAGGUGGCGUUAGGUAGUCAGGAAUUUGGGAGCAGUGAGCAUGGAACAUCAAGCAAUGACUCCCGAGAAAUGGACCCUUCAGCGAUCCACAGGAAUUAUCGAUGAAACAGCCAGUCUAAUUACUAAACACAAAAAUGUACAAAAAGCUUAAAUGCCUAAAAGCCAAUUUAUGAGCCAUUUUUGGUGGUCAAGAACAGACAACGAUCGCAGACAUACAAAUAUAAAUGGUCAUUAAUUAUUUUUCUUUCAAGUGGUUCUGUUGAUUUGAAACUAGUUACUUGGUGUCUUUUUCAAGGGUUAACUCUAGAGAGGAGAGACCAAGUAUUUAGAUGGUACUAAUGAUUCUUGCUAUCUAUGUGAAAAAUGUAGAUGGCACUCACCAAGAAACCCUAAUUUUUUG